Molecule: messenger RNA, 378 nt
Organism: Didymodactylos carnosus
Lineage: Eukaryota; Metazoa; Rotifera; Eurotatoria; Philodinida; Philodinidae
Source: the annotation of a GenBank genome assembly
AUGUUAUCAUUCACCCAAGUUGUAUUCAUUACAACAUCAUCACUUGAAUCAAUCUUACCAUCCGAUCAAGCACAACAUUUAUCUGCUAUCUAUCGAUUAAGUAGUGAUAAUGAACCCAUUCACUCAUUUAUUGGCUUAUCUAAACGACGUAUCGAUUCAAACAGUCGUGUUGCUUUACCAUUAUUUCGUGGAUCAAAUUUGGGAAUAUUUGUGCGUAAACGACCAUCUGACCAUUCAAUGAGAAGACGAAUAGAGACACGUUCACAAUCUGAUGAUUCAACAACAUUUGGAGAUGAAAUUGAUCAUUUUAAUGAUGUAUAUUUAGAAAACCAACGUCGUCACGAAUAUGAUGAUAGUGCAGGACCAAUGUUCGGAUAA